Eimeria mitis is the source of this 2259-nucleotide messenger RNA. RefSeq lists its product as uncharacterized. Bases 1 to 2259 code for a protein of 752 amino acids. The transcript has 5 exons. NCBI's taxonomy places the organism in Eukaryota, Apicomplexa, Conoidasida, Eucoccidiorida, Eimeriidae. The record is from RefSeq and is a predicted model, not a curated record.
AUGCCCGAGGAACCGCCUCUUCUGCCUGUUGGGGCUCAAACGGAGGAGCCCCCGGUUGGAGGGCCUUCUCCCCUGCUCAAACGCUUCGUUUCCUCUUUAGGAAGCCACUGGCACCUACGAUGGAGCUGGGGACCCCAUGUCCAGCAGCAGCAGCAACAGCAGUUGCUGCGCGGGCACCGUGCGUUAAAGGCCCACAGCAGGAAGGCUGCCCUGACCAGUAGAAGUACCCUGGCUUCCAGUAACACAAUCAGCAACUGCAAGAGUGGCAGUAGCCUCGAGCUUGGGAUAUCCGGGUCGCGGCUGUCUAGCAGGGCGUCCUUGACAGCCAGCAACAGCAGCAGCAGCACGCAGCAGCACCGCCUACGAUCAUUUCCACCCCCGAGUGGGAGCCGAUACUCCCUGCCCUCCGCAGGGAAUCUUUACAUGAUAAGCGCAAGCGGGAGCAAAACCAGCAACAGCAGCCGCAUUAGCAGGAGUCAAGUGCAGCAACAGUCAGUGCCUGUUACAACUUCCUGCACGCCAACUUCAGAACCUUCGGCGCCUUGCUUCGAGACCACAUGGGAUCAGCGAGAGGACAAAGAGCAGCAGCAUCAGCAACAGGAAGGGCAGCUGCAUCAAGAAACCCAACAGCAUCACGAACAACCGGAUGAUUAUCCAGACAGCUUCAUUACUUAUGCUACUAGUGCAGCUUCACCGUUGCAACCCACUCCUACAGCGGCAGUAGGGCCGUAUGGCCUCUCUGUUACCGCUGCAGAGUACCUAGUUGGCAUCACCAGCAGCAACAACAGCAAAAAGAGCUACGCGGAGGACCUGCCGCCUGAAAUACUUGCCGCAGCUGCGAGGGCGAUGAGGGGGGCCCCAGAGGAGGUUCGCUUGGCUCGAGCUCGACUGCAGGAGAGGCAACUGCAACGGCAGCAGCAAGAAAGGCUGCAGCAAGGGCUAAAAGCCCCGCAGCAGCAACGGCGAUCCGUUAACUUCUUGGCUGCACGGUCCGCUCGGCCGCUCCGGUUUAGAGUUUACGGGUAUGCGCAGGUCAAUGGGGUUACAGUGGAGCUAAAGAACAGAGGAGAAGUUGCUGCCUCAAUUCAUAGACUGCACUGCGAAUACGGAGUUCCUCUAUGCAGGGAGUUUGGCUUUCGCAAAGAACGACUCGACGAGCUGCAGCUCCAGGGCCGCAGUAGGAAUCGCAGCAACACCGAACCCCAAGGGGGCCCCGCAACGGAAGCAGCAAACAGCAGCAGUAGCAGCACCAAGUGGUCCUACUGUAUCCGUAUUCGAAUGCGACAAUUGCAGAGGCCUCAGCAGUUGCUGCAGCUGCCGACGCAGUUGGGUAUCUUCUUUCACGAAUUGGCACAUCUUCGGUACAUGAAUCAUGGCUUGGGCUUCGCAUGUCUGCUUGCACGCAUCUUUCGAUAUGCCACGGAGCGCGGGCUAUUUGAACCCGGCUGGCUGACAGAGCUGCCGUCUCCUUGGCUCUGGGAGCGGGUCCUGUUCUACUGCGGUGGCUUCGUCACCGACACGCUGCUGCAACAGCUUCUGCUCGCAGAUCCCAAGGCUCGCGCUGCUGCUGGUACUGCGUGCAAUCUCGACGCAGCAGCAUCAACUCCACCCGCAGCAGAAGCUGCUGCUCGCGCUGAUGUUCCGCAGGCGCAUUCUGAGCAGGAGCAAAUGCAUGAUGCGGCUUCGCCAGCUGGUACGGGUGGCGAACAUUCAGCUACUCAGGUGGCACCGGUACUAACAAAUGCUGCCGCAGCGGAACCAGCACCUGUCUCUGGUGCUGCUUCUGCGGCACGCGGAAUGAAGAGUCAGCCGAGCGGCCUCACUAAGCAAGACACUGCAAAAGGCUCAACAAAGACUUUGACGGUGCAGCAACAGCAGCAACAGCAACCGGUGCAGCGGCAAAGGCGAAUCCCACCUACAGCUGCGCUCCGCCAGCGCACCAGCCGCGGAAAUGCUGGAUACGUUCAGAAGGCAACAACACGGACCAAUAGUAGCAGUAGCAGCAACAGCAACAGCACAACCACAGGGCCACAGCAGGUACUAGGGAAAGUCCUCGCGUCUGCAUACCGCAUGGCCCAACCGCGGCAGCAGCAGAGGCAGCAGGGGCUGCAACAAUCGCAACCUCAACGACUGCAACACCAGCAGCUCCUAAAGCAUCGCAGCAGCAUGAACAGCGCCUCAAGCUCCAUCGGCUGCAGCAGCACCGGGAGCAGUUUCCGUAGCGGCAAUACCAGACGACGUGGUAACCGGUCGUCGUAG